GAUUUCGAUUUACGCUGAAACUGCUGGCGAUAACAGCAAUAUCACAAAAAAGUAACCUUUUUCAUUUUCAAGACAAAACAUGUAAAAAAGAUGAGACUAGCAGAGUUGACAGCGACCAAGACGAGAAAAAGCACACGCAGCUCUGCAGAAGACAACCACGACGACGACGACGACGACGAGUGAGUGGAGCGGCAGGACAAGGAGUAGAGGUGGAGUAGAAAAUAACAGAUUAAAGUAAAACCACCAUGGACAUUGAGAAGAUAAUCGGUGACCUGGAGUCGAACAUAACGCUGGAGAACGAGGAGGCCAAGCGGAAGCUAGUGGAGCUGUUUACGCAGAACAAAGACCAGUGGGUGGUGCAGUUCAUGCUGGACUACUUCUAUAAAACCGGAUCUCAGCGCAUUCUGGAAGUGCUUGUCAAGGCUCAGGCACCGCACGAUGGCUACAUCUUCGAUCGGUUGGACGACUGCCUCAAACAGUCGCAGCAUCGGGUGCAGAGCCUCCAUAUCUUCUGUUUUGUUGUGCGCCACCAUCCCACCUGGCUGUACAAGAUCGAGAAGCACCGGCUCAUCAAGAGUGUUUUCAAGCUGCUCACGCACGAGAAGGAGAUAGUACCACUGAUGAGCGCUCUGCUGUGCAUUAUCACCCUCCUACCGAUCAUCCCGAAUUCGGUUCCCAACUUUCUUAACGACUUGUUUGAGGUAUUCGGUCAUCUGGCUUCGUGGAAGCUACAGAACACCAAUCGGUUGCCAGACGAAAAGCUGGUCCAUUUGCAGUUAGGCCUGCAGAUGCUGUUCCACCGCUUGUACGGCAUGUAUCCAUGCAGCUUCAUGGCCUACUUGGUGGAGUUUAUCAAACGGGGCAGCGGAGGCAGCAUCUUCCAGCACACGAUCAAGCCGCUGUUGGACACGGUUCGCGUACAUCCUAUGUUACUGACAGCCACACCGGAAACUGAGGUAAACAAUACGCGCUGGAAGGAGAUGGAGCCGCAUGAUGUGGUCAUGGAGUGCGCCAAUCUGUCCUUGCCCGUCCUGCUACCGGAGGCAAGCAACGGCGAUGACGGCGGCAGCUAUACGUAUCCGCUGACUCCCGGCUACAGUCGCAUGACCUCGACCACCUCGGCCAGCAAUACGGACUACAGCUAUCAGCUGAGAGACUUCCAGCACUCGAAGAACGACCGCUUCAAUUCGUCGGGUGGAGAACUGGGUCCGAUUUGGAGUCCGCACAACGAGAUCACCACUUCUAGCAGUGCCAUCCCUCUGACGCCCACCACAUCGUUUAUUUUACCCCUCCAGCCGUCGAUGAGCUCGCAGCUGAUGGUGGGCAUGACGGGCUCCUCGCCGCCCGAGGCAGCUGUGGAGGCCACGCCGGAGACAACGCCGCUGAAGGAUAUGAGGGAGCUGAAGCAUCCGCAUGGCCUGGUCAACUCUCAUGCGGUUAGGGCCAUCUUUACCACGAGUCAGCCGUCGUCACCCAUGCGCAAGGAUCAGCAGAAUCAGUUUAGUUUCCCCGACGUCAGCCGAGAGGCAGAGGAGGGCACCAGCAGCACGUUCCUGGAGGUCACCAGGGUAACAACGUACGAGCGGCGCCUCCAGCAGGUCAUCCAGGACAGGCACAACGUGGAGCGAGCGGCCAACGCUAACGCACCCUUUCCCAGUAGCCUGCCGGAAAUUAACUCUGAGCUCGGCGGAGGGUCGCCGGUGGUCGCUGCCGUGUGUGGCGAGUGCAACGAGACGGAUCGCAGCCUGUGCAGCGUGGGCGGACUCCACAUGCCUACCAGCCGAUCCAUGCACCAACUGGCCAAGGGACUGAAGCGCCGAAGCCGCAUGGCUAGCUACAGUGGAAAUGAGACUUGUGUCGACAUCGGCAGCAGCAGCACGGCAGCCAAGAAAGCUACCUGGAGUGUGGAAGCAGAGAACCCUAUCCGACGGGUCAAGUCCUGCUCAGCACUGGCAGGAUUGCAGCAGCAUAUGGAGGAAACCGACGAUGAUGAGGCAGAUUGCCUGGGUCAGAGGCAGAGGACUGAAAAUGGGAAGACGCAAAAGACUGGCAGCCGCCUACAGAGAAGCGGCCGAAUCCUGGCAAUAGCAGCACCCAAGGAGCCGCCCAGGAUCUUCACGCACGCCUCUACCCAGACGGUAGAUGCUGUGGCAAGCGCUCCGGCGCAGUACGAGAAUUGGCUGAUUGAGCUUCUGCUGGAGUGCAAGGAACAGCGGAACAGUUACGAGCGCAGCCUUCUGUACCCGCAGGACAUUCUGGACGAGUACAUCAAGCAUGCGGUCAAAGCAAAGGAGAGUUUUGACGCCGAGCAAGGACAACUGAUGUGCUUGCAGCUUGCAUACGAGAGCUACCGACGCUCAAUUCACGCCGAGCGCAAUCGCCGCCUCAUGGGUCGGAGCAGGGACAAGCGCAGCCUAGAGAUGGAAGCCGAUCGACUGAGGGAGCAGCUCAAAAACUUUGAUGCGAAGAACAAGGAUCUGGCCGGCAAGAUGGACCAGGCCAUGCGGCUGGCCAACGAGCGACAGAAUAGCCACCAGGAGGAAAUGGCCGAAAUGAGGGCCAAGUACCAGCACGAGCUGGAUGAGAAAAAGUGCCUGCGGCAGGCAAACGACGACCUGCAGACGCGCCUUACCACCGAGGUGGCUCGUCACAAGGAAAUGAACUACGAGCUGGAGUCGCUUCGCGGCCAAGUCUUCAGCCUGGGCACCGAAUUACAGCACGCCCAGCAGCAGGCUGACGUGGGACUGCAGUGCAAGCAAGAGCUGGCUCGCCUGGAGGCCGAGUUCAUUAUCAUGGGCGAGGUGCAGGUGCGUUGUCGCGACCGAUUGGCCGAGAUUGACAACUUCAGAGCCCGCGACGAGGAACUACAGAUGCUCCAAGAGAGCAGCCAUCUGGAACUAAAGGAUCUGAGGCACAGCCUGGACGAGAAGACAUCACAGCUGGAGAGCAUGAAGCACAAGAUCAGCGACCUGCAGAUCCAGCUGGCCAACAGCGAGAAGGCCAUGACGGAGCAGAAGCGACUGCUUAGCACUGUCAAGGAUGAGUACGAGGAAAAGUUCAAGUCUGUUAACAAGAAAUAUGACGUGCAGAAGAAGAUCAUCAUGCAGAUGGAGGAGAAGCUAAUGAUGAUGCUUCAGCAGCCACAUGGCGGAGUUGGCCACAACACCUGUUCCCCGGACACAGACAGAACUGACAUUGCCUCAUCCAUGGAGCGCAACUCCCCGUUAUCAACCUCGCUGGCCUCUAGCGAAAGUUUGUCGGCAAGUCUGCGUUCCACAGAGCUGAAGAACCUGCACCAGCUGGUGGACACGCCCUCGAUGCCGGAGGUGCUGAGCAGCAUGGCCGCCGGCACCCCCUUCGAGGACAGCGCGCGUUUGCCGGCCGUGGAUUUGGCCACCUCGGCCAGCACCGCCAGUGCCAUCAACAUUGUUCCGCACGCCCUGGAGCUGCCAUCCACUUCCCACACGCUCACCCACCCACAUCCGCAUCCUCAUCUCCACCUCCAGCAGCAGCAACAGGAGCAGCAGCAGCUGCAACAGUCAUCGCUGAACCAGGAGCAGCAGAUGCAGACGCAGGCGCAGUUUGUAAGAAAAAACUAGCUUUCCUUCGCUAAGCAAAUGUCUAAAUGGAAAAAUCCACGCAAAAAUCUGCAAAAAAAAACAAAAACAAAAAAAA
This is a messenger RNA of Drosophila serrata, 3675 nucleotides long. It is a transcript of the gene Tsc1, whose product is annotated as tuberous sclerosis 1 protein hamartin. Lineage: Eukaryota; Metazoa; Arthropoda; Insecta; Diptera; Drosophilidae. Gene Ontology annotation, biological process: negative regulation of cell population proliferation; negative regulation of TOR signaling; regulation of cell cycle. Gene Ontology annotation, cellular component: TSC1-TSC2 complex. The record is from RefSeq and is a predicted model, not a curated record.